CAUAAGUUUACAGCCGUCAUCACGUUCGGCGAACAAAGAACGAACGCCUUUCAUUGGCCAUACUUUUUUGCGCAGACAACAAUUGACACUGCUGUGCAUAGCAUAGGCCUGGCUUAUAAGCCCGAGUCGGUUUCGACGGCGAGCUGAGUUGGAUGGUGGCGUCGUCAACGUGGAUGGAUCCAGCGUUCCUAUGUCAUCUUUACGCAGUUUGGCGCAUUGUUUGAUUUUUCUAAUGGAACAAAGGCGGUACAACGGUUAUUUGUUCGAUGAAAGUGACUCCUAUUGGAAAACUCUUCCGCAGAGAUACCGGAAUAUAGCAUUAACUUGUUUACCAAUGGCAAUAAGCCAAUGCAAAGCAAAUUACUGUGAAAAUAUAUGUUUAAAAGUAUCAGCAUUCUUACUUGUUGUCAGAUCUUUGUCCACAGAGAUGAUAAUUUUGCAAAAACACUUGAUACCUAUCGAAGGUUCGACACGUUAAAAUUCUCAGAGGACAUCUUUAUCUCAAUGCAUCACCCUAGCAGGGGCAGCAGUGCUAGUGAGAAUGUGUCAGCUGAAUCACGCAUUUGUAUCGCACUCUCUAUUACUGCCUGUGUCAUUCUGGUAUUUAAAGCGGCGCUUAAUCCGCCUAGAAGCUCUGCCAAGAGACAUAACGGGGCAGGGAGUAUUUUAACAAUGUAAUAGCUCAUUGCAAUAGCCGCAUUUGCCGCUCUAACGAUAGGCGUUGCAUGGAAGCGUAACCUCGUAUAGUUUCUAGAGAGAAUGACUAUAAACUCGCCAUAUGUUCUGCAUACUGUUUUGUGCUAUAUGUUGAUAAUUUUGCAAGGAUAUGUUACGUGUCUGGAGCGUGAGUUGCUGUCUUAUGAUGUACUGAAAAACUUCACCGUGAGAACGGGUCGAUCGAUUGAUGAACAGUUCGUUAGGGCCAAUGACGACAACAACGACGACGACGAUAAACAAACGGUGUUUAUCAGCUUUGAAUCGUACGGGAGGCUGUUUACCGUGAAAGCGCAUCCCGCACGUCAUUUAUUCAGUAAGGAUUUCCGGCUAUACGAACGAGGUCGAAACGGUAUCGUUCGAGAACACAAAGUGAAUUUUAACGAAAUGCAUAAACGCUACCUUGAAGGGAAGGUUUUGGAUGAGCCCAACUCGCGUGCAGUACUCUAUUUUGACGGUGAAGUCCUUGCCGGCAGCAUCUAUCUCACGGACGAGGUAUACACAAUUGAGGAGGCCUUUCUUCGCGAGAUAAAGUCACCACUUGGAAGAACGUUUGCCGCUUCACUUCACAUAAUCUACAAAGAUUCGGAAAUCAAUGGGAUGCGAAAUGCAACUAGUUGUACCCUAGCCAAGGAUCGUCUCCGGAGAGGUGGAUUCUAUUUGAUGGACGAGGAACAUUCGGUAGGAAAGGACUUCUCGCCGGAACUAAAUCGAUGCGGGAUCAGGUUGAUUGCCGAUCACACAUAUUUUCAAAUUGUUGGGCAAGGCAGCAUAGGUAAGACCAUUGACAAAAUGGUCACCCAGAUUCAGCGAGUGAACGUUAUAUUCAACGAAACUGAAUUUGUUGACGAUGAUCAUAACGGAUACUUCAACAUGGGCUUUUUAGUGCAGGACGUUCAAGUUCUCACAGAGCCAACGCCAAACAGUAGUGGAAAAAUCCACUUUAAUAUGGCCGGAGAAAUCAGCGCAGAAGACCUGCUACAGUCGUUUGCCGAAGAGGAAGCGCAGGAGAAUGAAUGGGCGUGUCUAGCACAUCUUUUCACAGCUCGAAAUCUCGAUGAUGGCGUAUUGGGCCGCGCUUUUCUCGGUCACACAACAGCAGAACGAGGUAUUUGUGCACGGCCUGUUCUUGCAAAUUCCACGGACGGCCAACGAAAAGUGCGUAUCGUGCAGAACGUUGGAUUGACGACAUCGAUCAUAAUGGGGUCUCGCCUCCUUAGCCGAGUCUCUGACAUCGCUUUAGCUCAUGAAUUAGCUCACGGCUGGGGCGCCGAACACGAUCCCGACACGACGGAGUGUCUCCCGCCAGACGCGCGUGGAGGUGCAUACAUAAUGAAUGCCCACUCAAACACUGGACGCAACAAUAACAACCGAUUGUUCUCUCCGUGUAGUAUUCGGCAGAUUAUGCUCGUGCUGAAGUACAAAUCGAAAUGCUUCAUCAAACGCUUACCGAGCCGCUGUGGAAACUUCAUCAUCGACGACGGAGAGGAAUGCGACGUGGGGCCAAUCAAAGACAACGACCCAUGUUGUACGCGGUCUUGCCGGUUGCGCGACAACGUCCGUUGUAGCGAUCAAAACCACAGCUGCUGUAAGAAUUGCCAGCUGGCACCUGAAGGAACUUUAUGUAAAUCACGUUUGCCAAACGAUUGUAUGGACGAUUCGUUCUGUUCCGGUGAAACAGAACGCUGUCCGCGCCAAAAGCCGCUUCCUGACAAUACAACGUGUUCGGAUCGAGGCACCUGUAGCUCAGGACAGUGUAUCCUUUACUGCCAGUCGAUUGGGUUAACGUCUUGUGCAUGUGAGGGCGAUCUUGCAUGUUACCGUUGCUGUCGGGAAUCCCUCUUUGAUGCGUGUAAUCCAGUAGUACCGGCAGAUAGAUUGCCCGACGGAACAAUGUGUAAGGAUGGGUUCUGUAGGGAAGGACGGUGCAAGAAGAAGGUACAGGACGUUGUCGAGCGAUUGAUCGGGAUAAUCAAAAAGGCCAAUCCAUCUUGGAUAAAAACAAUCCUUCGCGCGUAUUCGGUUCCAUUGAUCAUCGUGUCUCUAUCCAUGGUCUGGAUUCCUUGUGCUGUCUGUUUACAUUACUACAAAAAAGAGACAUACAGCUUCAGAUCAAUGCCAGCAGCGCGAAGCUCAAUGAUCCCUUCCAGAGGGUCAAUGGCACUCUUGAAUUCGCAUCGAAGUUCUGCUUAUGUUGGUGAAAUGGAGUAUGAGCCUCGACCAGGAAGAACGUUUAUGUUUUCUGAUGACUAAAGUUUGCCUAUACGUACGUUCCAUGUGGCAUGAAGCUGCACUGCAAGUUAACGAUGCAAGUUAAUGACAGUACAUUAGCUGUUGUUUGUGGAAGAGUUGUGGUGGUUUUCCCACAUAGGCACGUUUUAGGCUAUGUGCCACUUGUGCUAUUCAUAAUAUCGGUUCAUUUAUUUAUAAUCGCUAAUGAUAAGUAAGGUGCGUAUAAAUGCAGCGAAACGUCUCGACGAUAGAUAUGAUAUUGUGAAAACUGUCUCAGUAUAAACGUAUCUAUUGAGAAUAUAGAGACAUAAUUUAUUGAACGCCGUAACUGCGCAGCUGUAACUAGGACCUGUAAAAAUGUCACAUUUACGAUGCCUUACGGCAGUCCCAAGCCAUGACUGUUUCGUAUCAAGCUAGGCUCUUCUUUGUGUGUCAAUAUAAAGCAUUUGUACAUUCAGUUAUGGUUUAUAAGUCCCAAUAAAUACAUGUGAAAAGCCUUGUAAAUUUUGGUAUGGUAAAGGUAUGACCGGCGUUGCUGUUGGUUUGUUCGAGGCAGAUCGAGUGUUAUACCCUUACCAGACAGACAAAUCUUCAUAUGUUAUUUAUGCUUUUAUCUAAGAAUUAGCUAUAUAAUGAAGAGUUAUGAUACGUUCGAAUGAUUUCGAUAAACACACGCGCCCUAAGAGCAACUUAAUAAAAAAAAGGAGAAAAGAGGCGAGGCCGAUACGAAAUGCGUAACGAGAAACGGAUUUAUGUCAGUGAUAUAUUUUCAGCUGAGCUUGCCGCUGUCGGCCUCGAACACUUUGUUUCUAAUGAUAAAUCCUCUUAACGAAUGAUCGGACAAAGAGUAUUUAUAUCUCGAUUUCUAUAAAAAUGGUGAAUCAUUAUAGAUAUUUUUAUUGUAAUGGACAUAAUACUGGUGCAAGGUAUUCACUUUUACUGCGCGCAGGCGGCGCACAAUGCUCUAUAAUUUCGAAAUAUGGACACAUAAAAGCAAGUCAAUUAUCAUUUGUCACUGAUGGUAUCAAUAUAUAGAGAUAUAUAUAGAUGAUCAUAUUCCCUAGAUUGUCUAGUUCAACGACACCUUUCUGAUUUCAUUGUAUAGUUCACCAUUAUUACCAUAGUUUAGCCAAAAUUUUAGGUAAACCUUCCAUCUAAAAUAGAUGAUUCAAAUUUUACGUCCCAUGCCACCGCCUUAGUCAACCAUUGCUUCACAAGAUUGAAUUUUUCUAGCUUUCAACAAGGAGCAUCUGCACUCGUAUUUAAACCUAGACCAUCUAAAACCAUUGCUACGGCUUACAAAUAUCUUGUUGAAGAGACAACAGGGUUUAGUUUGUAGAAGUGCACUGAAAUGGAAAGACAAUAACAUACAGGUAGAAUUAUAAAGGCAAAGUAUUAAUUAGAAAGGCCAAGUUGGAUGGUAAGGUAAUUUUAUAGCGAAGUGUGGCCCCACGAGGCGCCUAUCGCUGAAAUUUUCUGAUUUGAACCUAUAACUUUAAUAGGAUCAUCUGUUUAACAUCUGUACUUGAUAUAUACAGAUGCAUAGGUACAGAUGAACAUUUAGAAAUUUCUUGACAUAAUCAUUGUUGUCAGUCAUAUAUUCUAUAUGCCUGGUUAGCACAGCUUUUAUCAAUACCAAACGAAAGUAUUAAUUAUGUUAAGUCGACAGCAUAUUUAAUUUUAGAAGAAUAUGUCUUGUCGCGGGGCUCAAAUCUACCUAUUCUGACUUUUUACAAAGGAAAAUCGUUGGUUGCAGAUUAUCGCAGGCAUUUUAUACUAUUCCUGUGAAGUAGCCUCUUAUGAUGUUCGAAUAGUAGGCCUUUCGUACUCGUGUCUAAAAUGGCAAAGAUGAAGGCUGAACGGAGGACUAGAUCAGAUGUGAACCGAAAUAUCUGCGAAGCCAAAUAUCGUCCCUUAUUUUAAGAUCUUUAGUUUUUUGAUCAUGGCAAACGCCGCUGAGCGUAAGGAAAAGGCACCCGACGAUCGAGAUGAUAUAAAGCGAGCCUUCGGAACACAUGCUAGAUCAACCGGUGUUAUUAGUUGACUAAAAAAAAAACGUUAAACGAUCAAGGUUCGGCAAAUGCGACGCUGUACCAAAGCAACCUGCAAUGCAAAUAGUUAAAUUCAUCCAACGUUGAAAGAUUCAAUCAGUUUUUAUUGGUUUUUAUGUUUGCUCUGAAAGCCGUGAAGUAGCGUGCAUCAGAGCGACCUCAUUCCCCAGCUGCUUGGUUAAUUUAUUAUUAUUAUUUAUGACCUACAUAAUAUUGGCCGUAUUGUUUCAGUGACAAUCAGAAAAUCUGUUCCUUAAAGUAAGAAAACUACUUAACUGUUUAAUAAUACAAACAAGGGAGAACACACGGAAUAAAAUGAUAUGGGUAGAAUUACAUUCUAAAUGAAAUACAUGUUGGUUCAAUAUCACAGUAUUGCUAAUGUUCCAUAGGCUCAUUGUGUACGAUAAACAGGUAACAAAAUCGAUACGCAUUUACAUCAUGUUUCCAUGUUAGAUAGUCAUGAAUUUAAUGAUAAUAAAGCAUCGCUUUAGACACUUGGCUAUAAUUAACUUUACAUUAACUUAUUGUUUAGAAAAAAUAUUCAGUCGUGCCCAUAAGGUCAUUGGGACUUCCCUAAACGCUCUUGUUUUACCAGUUCAGCGCGUACUUUGUCGGGAGUUUAUUUAUAUAUAGCUUUUCUAAAAUUCGAUGGUCAGCCAUUUCUAUUAUCAAAAAUAUCAGGAAGUUACCAGAUGUAGUUGUAUAUUUGAGUUUGGGAUGUUGCGCUGGCAUCUUUUUACGAUAUUCACAAUAUAACAAAGAGUCACUUAACAAAAAUAAAACUUAAUAAAUAAAAAAUGAAAAAACAAAAAAAGGAAGACCUGUCGUUUUAUUCCUUUUAAAAAGAGACGGCUUUUCCAGAUACUUCAGAUAGUGUCCAGUUGUCAUGUCUGUGCGUUAAAUAAGAGAAAAAGCGUAGAACCCCACUAGAAACAUAAGCC
This is a messenger RNA of Varroa destructor (honeybee mite), 5938 nucleotides long. RefSeq names its product ADAM 17-like protease. Lineage: Eukaryota; Metazoa; Arthropoda; Arachnida; Mesostigmata; Varroidae. Gene Ontology annotation, cellular component: plasma membrane. Gene Ontology annotation, biological process: Notch signaling pathway; membrane protein ectodomain proteolysis. The record is from RefSeq and is a predicted model, not a curated record. Gene Ontology annotation, molecular function: metalloendopeptidase activity.